GUAUGAGGCGCAGCAGAAAUGCCACAAUAAAAAUGCAGCAAAGUUUAGUAAAAAAAGAAAAUAUAGGAUAGAGCCUCUUUAAUCAUAAAAACCGACAUCCCGUGGCUUAACAUAACCUGCUAGCUUACAAAAAAUCAUUUUGAAUAUAGAAAAUUGCAACACACUCAACUGUCUGAUAACUUAUUCACCGACAAACAAUUAAACUAGGUACAACUAACUGUCAAAAUUGUGCUGCAUUUUAGUUCUAUUUCAAUGCUUGUUGUCUUUUUAGCGCCUAAUAUGUGGGGGCACGUCACACACGUGUUGUGUGUUGAGAGCUUUCGCGGAUGUUGAAUUUCAGGGGUAUUAUCGUUGGUGAGUUUUGUAGAUCAUGAGUAAGUCCAUUCCAGCAGAGGAGCUUGAUGGAGCGGACAUGCUUGCUGAGGAUGAUGUCAUUGAACAUAUCCCACAGGAGGUUGAUUCAAAGAAACUGCUUGGAGAUGGCUGGGAGUUCGCGGCACCAAAGACGAUUGAAAAUGAGGCCGACCUAGGCGCCGGCGACUCCGCGGACAAGAAGCAGCAUUUCGAGGGUCUCGCCAAGCUGAGCGAGGAUGGCCACAGUCUCGCCGAAUACUGCCAGGCUAUGGGACUCGACGACGACGAUGCAGAUACCCGUCAGCCGUUCGCCAUCCUGCGGACCAAGAUGACCGACCUGCUGGGUGACGGCGGUGUGAUGAAAUGGGUGAAGGUGCCCGGCGCCGGGCUCCAGGUGCCCCCCGGCAGUCGCGUCACCGUGCACUACGUUGGACAGUUCGAGGGCUUUGACGAGCCGUUUGACUCGACCUAUAUGAGGAACCGCGGACGGCCGGAGACGCACCUGGUGGGAGAAAAUAGCCAGCUGCUGCCCGGCCUGAACCACGCCAUACUGUCGAUGAAGAAGGGAGAGACGGCCCUGGCUCUCAUCAGUCCCGACUACGCGUUCGGAAAACUCGGCUGUGGCCCGCGCAUCCCGCCCGAGUCGGAGGUACUGUUCGAGGUCACGCUAGUCUCGUUCACGGACUCGUCUGACGCUGACGAGUUUGACGAACUCACUGAGGAGCAGCAGAAGCGCGCCACGUUCGAGCAGCGCAUCCGCGCCAUCCGCGCCCACCACAAUAAGGGCAACGACGAGUACAAGCGCGGCGAGUUCGCCCAGGCGGCCCGAAGCUACCGUGACGCCAUCCGUGUGUUCCUGGUCAACAUGUCCUUCAAAAACGAGGAGGAACACCGCGAGGCAAAGCACGUGAUCUUCAAAGUGAUGUCGAACCGCGUCCAAGCUCUGCUCCAGAUGGCCCAGUGGAAAGAGGCUGCCAAGCAGGGUCGCCAGGCGCUCCAUUAUGAGGACGCGGCCGGCGACCCGGACCUGCAGAGGAAGCUCUACACACGUCUUGCGAAGGCCAUGAUCUACAUCCCCGAGUUUGAGGAGGCAUCUCGUCUGCUGAAGCGGGCUGAGCGUCUCAAGCCCCGCUGCCGGGAUGUAAUCGUUCUGACCGAGCUGCUGGCGUCGCGGCAAAAGGCCGACAAACUGCUGGAGGUGGAGUUUGCGCGCCGUGCGUUCCAGCCGGAGCAGAGGUCAGAACAGAAACCGGCCGGAGACGGGGCACCAGCCGAAGGACGGACUAACCUUGAACAGCCGUCCUCUGUACCAGACGCCGCCGGGGACACCCCAGACCCGAACGAUGCGGGCGAGAUCCGCGUCUCGGACGAGUUCCGUCGGGACGUGGAGCGCACACUGCGGCUGUUCCUCUCGGACCCGAGCCGCCGCGAGCUGGCGCUGCCCCUGAACCAAUCGGAGCAGGGCCGGCACAAGCUGGCCCACAUCUGUGUUCGCUGCCGCGAGCUGGGACUGCAGUUUGUAGGCGUGGAGGACGGUGGACGGCCGCGGGUGGUGAAGACAGACUAGAUGUGGUCUGUGGACAGACUAGUCUGUGGACACGGGACAGACUAGUCUGUGGUGAGCAGUGUCCGGCUGUGGGGAUAACGAGCGACUCGGGAAGAGUCGUGUGUGAAGGGAGGGCAGCGGAGAGCUGUGUGCUGGACGCGGGAAGCCAGUGAUGCCGCCCCGCUUGGCGGAGGCUAGCUGAUGCCCAAAGGGAUGGCGCAUACGCCGUAGAAGAUGUGUACCUAAACGGCGUUGGAACAGGAAUCGCAGGCCUUCUUUGGAAUAAGCUACUAAACAGGGUUUGAGCUGCAACUCAAGUGUUCAGGUAAGUGAGCUGAAGUGUUGUGUCAUGUCUGGGCGCCGUUUCUGUGCCUGGUAUUGUUAUUGUUUGCCGCCCUACAUUAGAGGGUUUCCUCCACAUUUGGAAACGCUAUGAACAGGGCCGUCUCAGAAGGGCUGUGUCCCACCGGCCUGUACAGUGUACAAAGUAAUGCACUAUGUUCGUUCGCUCCCAAAACUGUGACCAUGCAUGUUAUGAAGAACUAUUGAAGCCAAGAAUACAGUUUGAGUUUUUUA
Messenger RNA from Amphibalanus amphitrite, 2476 nucleotides. RefSeq names its product inactive peptidyl-prolyl cis-trans isomerase FKBP6-like. The coding region runs from base 371 to 1921 and encodes 516 amino acids. Gene Ontology annotation, molecular function: peptidyl-prolyl cis-trans isomerase activity; protein binding. The transcript is spliced from 11 exons. Lineage: Eukaryota; Metazoa; Arthropoda; Thecostraca; Balanomorpha; Balanidae. The record is from RefSeq and is a predicted model, not a curated record.